Messenger RNA from Tupaia belangeri chinensis (Chinese tree shrew), 1594 nucleotides. RefSeq names its product THAP domain containing 11 (gene THAP11). Gene Ontology annotation, molecular function: RNA polymerase II cis-regulatory region sequence-specific DNA binding. Gene Ontology annotation, cellular component: nucleoplasm. NCBI's taxonomy places the organism in Eukaryota, Metazoa, Chordata, Mammalia, Scandentia, Tupaiidae. Gene Ontology annotation, biological process: regulation of transcription by RNA polymerase II. The record is from RefSeq and is a predicted model, not a curated record.
CCGGGCCGUCGAAGGGCGCAGUAGGCGGGUGGGCCGGGCCGGGCCGCGCGGCGCAGCCAUGCCUGGCUUUACGUGCUGUGUGCCGGGCUGCUACAACAAUUCGCACCGGGACAAGGCGCUGCACUUCUACACAUUUCCCAAGGACGCUGAGUUGCGGCGCCUUUGGCUCAAGAACGUGUCCCGGGCCGGCGUCAGUGGGUGCUUCUCCACCUUCCAGCCCACCACGGGGCAUCGUCUCUGCAGCGUUCACUUCCAGGGCGGCCGUAAGACCUACACGGUGCGCGUCCCCACCAUCUUCCCGCUGCGUGGCGUCAACGAGCGCAAAGUAGCGCGUCGACGCGCGGGAGCUGCGGAGGGGCGCACCGCGCCGUCCGCCUCCACUGCCCAGAGCGCCCAGCUGCAGCCGAACCUGGUGUCUGCCUCUGCGGCUGUGCUUCUUACCCUUCAGGCCGCUGUAGACAGCAGCCAAGCUCCAGGAUCCGUGCCGCCAGCGCCCACCACUCCCACUGGAGAAGAUGUAAAGCCCAUCGACCUUACAGUGCAAGUGGAGUUCGCAGCCGCAGAGGGCGCAGCUGCUGCGGCCGCCGCGUCGGAGUUAGAGGCUGCUACGGCAGGGCUGGAGGCCGCUGAGUGUCCUAUGGGCCCCCAGCUGGUGGUGGUAGGGGAAGAGGGCUUCCCUGACACUGGCUCCGACCACUCGUACUCGUUGUCGUCAGGCACCACAGAGGAGGAGCUCCUUCGCAAGUUGAAUGAGCAGCGGGACAUCCUGGCCCUGAUGGAAGUGAAGAUGAAAGAAAUGAAGGGCAGCAUUCGCCACCUGCGUCUCACCGAGGCCAAAUUGCGUGAAGAACUGCGUGAGAAGGAUCGCCUGCUUGCCAUGGCUGUCAUCCGCAAGAAGCAUGGAAUGUGAAUGAGUACCCCUACCGGGCCAUGGGACUCUCAGACCCCUUUCAACCCAGAGAGACUUCAGGCCACUGUUGAACUAACUCCCUUAUACUCCUGGGGCACUGGUUGACAGUUCUGAGGCUUAAGGCAGCUGGACUAAUUUGCUGGUGAUCUGGCACCCUCACCGUUUCCUCCUGAAGCAGGGGUCUGAGACUUAAGACUGCACUGGUGACACCAGCAAUUAUGACUUUGUCUCUCCUCCCUCCCCAGUUUAUGUUGCAGAUUCUGGUUAAGCAGAGGCUUCAGAACCACUGAACUUGAAACACACCCCCAGGGAUUCAGGUGGGAUGCCCAAGACUAUGGGUUUGGGAAAACCACACUUAAGGUUGGUCAGCAGUCAGAGAACUCUGUGUAGUGAUAAGAGAUCCAAGUCACUUUAGUCCUCCUCUUCAUGCUUUUCCUUUCCAGGUGCAGCCUGCGAUUUUGAUGGGGACUGAUAGAUCUGUGCCUCUGCCUCUUAUGACCUCCCUCCCCAGGAGGCCAUUUAUGAGGGGAUCUGGGUGAUGGAGAUCCAGCUUGCCAGGGACUUAGGUUUAUCUCGUUAUGUUUGCUACUGGUUACAAAUUCUAUUUUCUGUACAAUUAGUCAGACUAAAGUUUUCACUGUGUUUGUUUGGCAAAACAAAUUAAACAAAAAAGUAAGGUUUGUA